Molecule: messenger RNA, 1717 nt
Organism: Patiria miniata (bat star)
Lineage: Eukaryota; Metazoa; Echinodermata; Asteroidea; Valvatida; Asterinidae
Gene: bbs5
Product: Bardet-Biedl syndrome 5 protein homolog
Exons: 11
Coding region: 146-1201 (351 amino acids)
Biological process (GO): intracellular transport; cilium assembly
Cellular component (GO): BBSome; ciliary basal body
Molecular function (GO): phosphatidylinositol-3-phosphate binding
Source: RefSeq, a predicted model, not a curated record
AUAUUACCGCGCUGCCAGCGAUCGUCACUGUACGUCGCCGACUGUCAUCGUAAGAUUCAUUCAUCAAGUUCAAACGUUGCAUGUUAUUUAACUUUAAGCUGUCCUUGAAGUUGAGCUACAUACUGAUAUCUGGAAGCUUGUGACCAUGUCAUCAUUGAGUAAUCCUCCACAAAUCUAUGAUGCUCUCUGGGAAGAUAGAGACGUCAGGUUUGACAUCAGCACAUCGCAGAUGAAUAUGCGAUCUGGGGAGAAGCGGAUUGACCUGUUAGACUCAGUCGAAGACACCAAAGGAAAUAAUGGAGACAGAGGUCGUUUGAUUGUAACUAACCUGAGGCUCAUCUGGCAUUCCCACACAUUACCAAGGGUUAACUUGUCGGUCGGUUAUACAUGCAUCAUCAACAUCACUGUAAGAACUGCUCACUCGAAACUGCGAGGUCAGACAGAAGCUUUGUACAUCUUGACUCGAUGUAACAACACUCGGUUUGAGUUCAUCUUCACCAGUCUGGUACCUGGCUCACCUAGGCUGUUCACCACUAUCAUAUCAGUGCACAGAGCCUACGAGACAUCCAAGCUGUAUCGAGAUCUCAAGUUAAGAGGAGCCAUUAUUCACAAUAAGAACCUGCGUUUGUUACCGCUGGAGCAGGUGUAUGAUAAAGUCAAUGGUGUUUGGAAUCUAUCUAGUGAUCAGGGUAACCUAGGCACCUUCUAUAUCACCAAUGUGCGACUAGUUUGGCAUGCCAACAUGAAUGAAUCAUUUAACGUCAGCGUGCCAUAUCUGCAAAUGAAAAGUGUCAAGAUCCGAGAUUCCAAGUUUGGUGUGGCACUCGUUCUUGAAUCUUCUGUCCAGAGUGGCAACUAUGUCCUAGGUUUCCGCAUCGACCCAACAGAGAAGCUACAUGAGGUUGUCAAGGAGAUUCAGAGCCUACAUCGUGUCUACAGCUCAAGUCCCAUCUUCGGUGUAGAGUUUGAAACGGAGGAUCGUCCACAGUCACUGGAGGAAUCGACUAUUGAGAACCAGACAGAUGAUGUGGAUAUCGUCACUGAGGAUGAACAGUCAGACGCGUUUGCUGCGUACUUUGCUGAUGGAGACAAGCAGAAAGACAGGCCACCAGUCUACUGUGAGGAACUCGGCCUGGCAAUUGAGAAACUCAAAGAUGGAUUCACGCUGUCCAACUUAUGGGAGGUGGUGGAACAGAAAUAAGUACAUGUAGUUUGACCCAAGAAGCAUUGAGUUUUUGAUGCUGGUGUGAACACUGCCUCAAACACUCGGUUUCUAACUCAUAUUAUAGAGUCAAGAAACAGCCAGUGUGGUGUUGUCUUUAUGACCUCAGCAUGGGGUCAAUUUAUUUACAUGCACACAGGCACUGUAUUUGAUGUUUGUGCGCUUUAAAAAAGUAGGCCAAUCCGAUUUCAAGGAAGGCGAUAUCAUCAAGGCACAUUAUUUGUGUCAAGGUAAUAAAUUCAGUUUUGCAAAUACAUGUACAUCUACUAGGAUCUCAUUUGUUUGAAUUUGUUUCUUGUCAUCACCAGAAAUACUUCAUUAAUUGGUAAGACUAGAUGUAUAUGUUUUUAUGUGCACAUGUUCUAAAAGAGUGUAUAUUUGAAAUUAUGUGAAUAACCUUGUAGAUGAACAGUGAACAGUUAGAUGCCAUUUGCAUAUUGUGCCAUAGGAAGCGGCGUAGUCAAGGGAGACAUGGGGAGUGCUUCCCCCCCCCCC